Molecule: messenger RNA, 1071 nt
Organism: Batrachochytrium dendrobatidis JAM81
Lineage: Eukaryota; Fungi; Chytridiomycota; Chytridiomycetes; Rhizophydiales
Product: trans-hexaprenyltranstransferase
Exons: 6
Coding region: 1-1071 (356 amino acids)
Biological process (GO): ubiquinone biosynthetic process; isoprenoid biosynthetic process
Cellular component (GO): transferase complex
Molecular function (GO): prenyltransferase activity
Source: RefSeq, a predicted model, not a curated record
AUGCAUUCAUUCUCACUAAUAGAGCCUAAACCGCAUGCAAAUCUGCUAGGUGGUGAUCUGUCCUUGCUAACAGAAAACAUUCGCAAGCUGCUGGGUUCUGGUCAUCCUGUUCUCAACACAAUCUCCAGCUACUAUUUUAGUAAGCAAGGAAAGCAUAUUCGUCCACUGGUAGUGUUGUUGAUGGCUCAAGCAACAAGCAUUACUGCGAAAAUGCCCGGAUCCGAUCCUUUUACGAACUCGGGAGCCACGAUCCUUCCCGAAGCUGUUAUUUUACCUACCCAACGUAGACUUGCAGAGAUCACCGAAAUGAUCCACACCGCAUCGCUAUUGCAUGAUGAUGUAAUCGAUAUCUCCAUGACUCGCAGAAACACCCCUUCAGUAAACGCCGAGUUUGGAAAUAAAAUGGCCAUUCUUGCUGGCGACUUUUUGCUGGCUCGUGCAUCGGUUGCACUCGCUCGUCUGCGCGAUCCGCGCGUUGUUGAAUUGCUCUCUACGGUCAUCUCCAAUUUAGUAGAGGGUGAGUUUAUGCAGUUGCGCAACUCUGCUUUAGGCGGCUCAAAAUCUGCCUACAGUGCUGUUCACGAUAGAUUUCAGUAUUAUAUGGAAAAAACAUACAUGAAAACUGCUAGUUUGAUUGCCAUCAGCUGUCGUUCUAGUGCAGUGUUGGGUGGAUGUACCGAUGAUGUUAUCGAGUCUGCUUAUUUAUAUGGACGAAAUCUGGGUCUCGCAUUCCAGCUGGUAGAUGAUAUGAUGGAUUUUACUGUCUCCUCUGCAGAUUUUGGAAAACCGGUCAAUAUUGAUUUAAAGUUGGGGUUGGCAACAGCACCUGUAUUGUACGCUGCAGCUAAAUUUCCUGAAUUAUAUCCACUCAUUGAGCGCAAGUUUGAAAAAAAAGGAGACGCCGAGCUGGCUCUUAAACUCGUACAUGAAAGUAAUGGUGUUGCACAGACACGCGAUUUGGCUCGCGCAUAUUGUCAAGAGGCGAUCAGUGCGAUAUCUGCGUUUCCUCCAAGUCUGGCACAAACUGCUCUGAUCCAACUCACUCAAGCAGUCAUUACUCGUAAAAAAUAG